GGAAGCUUUAGUGAAUUGUUUAAUUUACAUUCACAUUGUGUUAUGGAUUCCAUGUGCAGUGUUUAUUUAGUCUUUUUUAACUAUUCUAUGAGGGGAGGCUUAUUAGUACUCAGUUAUAGGGGGUUAAAUAUCACUUAAAGAGUUUAAAUUCACAAUUUUUUUUUCAGUUCCUAAGAGAUACACAUUCCAACUCUGAUAUUUCACCCUAGACUUCUACCUCCAAAUGCGCUAAGACUUUAUGGUACAAUUCCAGAAAAGUUCAGUCCUACUUUUGAAACAAUAGCUCAAAACACAAGUCUUAUUUAAAAAGGUUAGGAAAACCAUGUAUAUAUGAAAGAUUUAAAAAACAAUGAUACCUAUUUCUUCCCCCAGGUGAAAACUAUAAGCUGAAACAUGCACUCAGGACAUCACACUUCAGAGAAUGAAACUUCAAGCACCUAUUUCAUCCUCAUGGGGCUCUUUGAUCAAACUAAAUAUGCAGUCUUCCUCUACACCUUAACCUCUGUCUUUUUCUUAAUGGCUUUAACUGGGAACACCCUUCUCAUCCUCCUGAUCCAUAGGGAUCCCCAUCUCCACACACCCAUGUACUUCUUCAUCAGCAAGCUUUCUCUCAUAGACCUCAUGUACAUAUGUGUGACAGUCCCCAAGAUGCUCAUGGACCAGAUUACUGGAGAUAAUACAAUUUCCCACUUAGGUUGUGGGGUCCAGAUGUUCUUCUAUCUGACUCUCACUGGAGCUGAGGUUUUCCUCCUAACUGCCAUGGCCUAUGACCGAUAUGCUGCCAUUUGCAGACCUCUCCAUUACCCACUGCUCAUGAACCAGAGAAUCUGCCAUCUUUUCAUGUCUGGAUGCUGGUUCCUGGGAAUGUUUGAUGGUUUGUUGCUCACCCCAAUGACCAUGAGCUUACCUUUUUGUCAUUUCAGAAAAAUCAUGAACUUUUUCUGUGAGGCCCCUGCCCUGCUGAAACUCUCCUGCUCCGAUAUCUCCCACUAUGAGAUGUUCAUGUACCUGUGUUGUGUCCUCAUGCUGCUUAUCCCCACCAUGGUUAUAUCUAGCUCAUAUGCUCUAAUCCUGUGCCUCAUUCACAGUAUGAAUUCAGGCGAGGGCCGCAGAAAGGCCUUUGCCACCUGUUCCUCCCACAUGGUGGUAGUGUUGCUCUUUUUUGGUGCUGGCAUAUACACCUAUAUGCUCCCCAGAUCCUACCAUACAGGUGAGCAGGACAUGAUGGUGUCUACUUUUUACACCAUCAUCACCCCUGUGCUGAACCCCCUCAUUUACAGCUUCCGGAACAAAGAUGUCACAGGGACCCUGAGGAACUUAAUGACAUCAAGGGUGAGAAUAAGAAAAGUUUUAAAUGUGAAAACCUAGGAAUGGCCAUCUCCUGCUUCCCCUUCCUUCUUUACUGCCCCGCGUCUGCCUUUUAGUUCUUUUCUCUGGUUCUUGGGCCUCAAGAUAAAACCCCAUAAGAUCAUUCCUUCCUCUCAUUCAAGAGGUACAUCUCUUUUACACUGCUUACUCAUCCUGAGUAAUCCAUUUAUAUUUAAGUUCCUUAGGGUCCACCGUUUGUGAUGCAAUAGCUGAUGUAAGGAAAACCAUAGCAAGUACCUUGUAUAUUAUCACCUGUCCCAACCUCAAUGACCAUUGCAGUAUGAGAUUUGGGGAAUCAAUGCCUUAACCCUAAAACCGGAUCACUGUAAACCAUACGGGUCAGUUCUAAUCCAUCCUAUAGGGUCACGAUGAGUUGAA
Molecule: messenger RNA, 1746 nt
Organism: Loxodonta africana (African savanna elephant)
Lineage: Eukaryota; Metazoa; Chordata; Mammalia; Proboscidea; Elephantidae
Product: olfactory receptor 2T3-like
Exons: 1
Coding region: 394-1368 (324 amino acids)
Biological process (GO): detection of chemical stimulus involved in sensory perception of smell; G protein-coupled receptor signaling pathway
Cellular component (GO): plasma membrane
Molecular function (GO): olfactory receptor activity; G protein-coupled receptor activity
Source: RefSeq, a predicted model, not a curated record